Lampris incognitus (smalleye Pacific opah) is the source of this 6320-nucleotide messenger RNA. Its product is annotated as plexin-A2-like. The coding region runs from base 1 to 4485 and encodes 1494 amino acids. Gene Ontology annotation, molecular function: protein binding; semaphorin receptor activity. Lineage: Eukaryota; Metazoa; Chordata; Actinopteri; Lampriformes; Lampridae. The record is from RefSeq and is a predicted model, not a curated record. The transcript has 31 exons. Gene Ontology annotation, biological process: regulation of cell shape; negative regulation of cell adhesion; semaphorin-plexin signaling pathway involved in axon guidance. Gene Ontology annotation, cellular component: semaphorin receptor complex.
AUGGAGGCCCAGUGUCCCACUGUCCUGCGUGUCCAUUCUGGAUCCACCAAUCAGAGGCUCCUCCAAUUUUGCCCUCUCCAGCCUUCUUUUUCUGGCCUGCCCCGUGUCCUCCUCUCCUCUCCGGGCCUCACCAGGCUCAUGGCUCUCAUCGUGAAGUGCACUAUUCGUGUCGUCGGCCCUCCGAAUGGCGGUGUCCAGUAUGAGACGAUAUCAGUCAUCAAAGACGGCAGUGCUGUCCUGCGAGACAUGGCCUUCUCACUGGACCGCAGCUACCUCUAUGUUAUGUCUGAGAGACAGGUGACCCAGGUUCCCAUCGAGUCGUGUGAGCAGUACGGGACGUGUGGCGAGUGCCUGAGCUCCGGAGAUCCCCACUGUGGCUGGUGCGUCCUUCACAACAUGUGCUCCCAGAGGAACCGGUGCGAGCGCGCCGACGAGCCGUACCGCUUUGCAGCCUCCCUCAACCAGUGUGUGAAGGCCACCGUGUACCCAGACAGCAUCGCCGUGUCAGAACCCAGUGUACCUCUGCUGGUGAAAGUGAACGAUGUUCCAGAUCUUUCCGCGGGCAUCACCUGCUCUUUUGGCAACUUAACAGAGGUGGAGGGAAAGGUCAGCGGUAACCAGAUACUCUGUGUGUCUCCUGCAGCCAAGGAUGUCCCGCUCAUCCCCACUGACCAAGACUGGUCAGGUGUGGAGUUGAGGCUCAAUUCUAAGGAAACAGGCCAAAUGCUGAUCAGCACAGAAGUCAGAUUCUACAACUGUAGCGUCCACCAAUUGUGUCUCUCAUGCGUGAACAGCGCCUUCCGCUGCCACUGGUGCAAGUACCGCAACUUGUGUACCCAUGACCCCUCCAGCUGUUCCUUCCAGGAGGGGCGAGUCAAUGCCUCAGAGGAUUGCCCCCAGCUGGUGCGCUCUGAGGAGAUCCUCAUCCCCGCAGGAGAAGUGAAGCCGAUCACCCUGAAGGCCAGGAACCUGCCCCAGCCCCAGUCUGGUCAGCGAGGAUACGAGUGCGUCCUUCACAUCCAGGGCAUCAGCCAUCGAGUCACUGCGCUGCGCUUCAACAGCUCUAGCGUCCAGUGCCAGAAUAGUUCGUAUCUGUAUGAGGGCAUGAAAAUCAGUGAACUGCCAGUUGAUUUCUCAGUGGUGUGGAACGGCAACUUCAUUAUUGAUAACCCGGAGAAUAUCCAAGUUCACCUGUACAAGUGUGCAGCCCAGCGGGACAGUUGCGGCAUGUGUCUCAAGGCGCAGAGGAAGUUCCAGUGUGGCUGGUGCAGCAGCGAGGGCAGGUGUACCCUGCGGCACCACUGCCCGCCCAUCAGUCCUCACACCACCCGGUGGCUGGACCUGUCCAGCAAGAAUGUCAAGUGCACCAAUCCACGCAUCACUGAGGUGACCCCAGUGGCGGGGCCUCCGGAGGGAGGGACCCGGGUGACCAUCCAUGGCAUGAAUCUUGGCCUGGCUUUUGCUGACAUGGUGGACAACGUUGAGGUGGCAGGGGUGAGGUGCACCCCUGUAGAGGAUGGCUACAUCAUCGCCGAGCAGAUUGUGUGUGAAAUGGAUGCAGCUCCUGCAGACAGCAAGCCUGGCCCGGUCCAACUGUGCGUGGGAGAGUGCAGACCAGAACUCAAGACUCGCUCCUCACAACUCUACUCUUUUGUGAUGCCGUCAGUCACGGGCCUAUCCCCUAGCAGAGGUCCGGAGUCUGGGGGUACCAAAGUUACCAUCAUGGGAGAGAACCUGGGAGCCGGCAGCAGUGUCAGCGUCCAGUUUGGAAACCAGACAUGCGAAUUCUACGGACGGACCAUGACGGAGAUAGUGUGCUACUCUGCCCCCUCCCUGUCGGGCGUUGGCCGAGUGCAGAUCAGUGUGAGUGUGGACCGUGCCCAGGUCAGGGAGAGCUUGGUCUUCGAGUAUAUAGAAGAUCCCACUGUCCAGCGCAUUGACCCAGAAUGGAGCAUCGCCAGUGGACACACCCCUUUGAUGGUGACAGGGACCAACCUGGACGUGGUUCAGGAACCCAGGAUCCGGGUGAAGUAUGCCGGGCGUGAGACUGUCAAUGUGUGUAAAGUGCUGAACACAACCAGUAUGGCUUGUCUCGCUCCCUCCCUGAUGGCGGAGUACCAUCCGGGGUUGGACGCGGUCAAGCACGCCGACGAGUUCGGCUUCAUCUUCAACAACGUGCAGGCACUUCUGGUCUACAACAACACCAACUUCGUCUACUACCCCAACCCUUACUUUGAGCCUCUGAGCACCAACGGUGUCCUGGAACAGAAACCAGGCUCACCCAUCAUUCUCAAGGGUAGAAACCUGGUUCCCCCAGCAUCAGGAGGAGUGAAGCUCAACUACACCGUGCUGAUUGGGGAGACACCCUGCUCCGUCACCGUGUCUGAGAGCCAGCUGCUGUGUGAGCCCCCCAACCUCACCGGACAGUACAAAGUCAUGGUGCAGGUAGGUGGUCUCCACGUCUCUCCAGGGGCAGUCCACAUCCUGUCCGACAGCCUGCUGACCCUGCCGGCCAUCGUCAGCAUCGCCGCUGGUGGAGGCCUCCUCCUCAUCAUCGUCAUCCUCGUACUUAUCGCCUACAAGCGCAAGUCACGUGAGAACGACCUCACCCUCAAGCGACUGCAGAUGCAAAUGGACAACCUGGAGUCGCGGGUCGCUCUUGAGUGCAAGGAAGCCUUUGCCGAGCUGCAGACAGACAUCAACGAGUUGACCAGUGACCUGGACAGAGCUGGAAUUCCUCACCUGGACUACAGGACCUACGCCAUGAGGGUGCUCUUCCCCGGCAUCGAGGAUCACCCUGUGCUCAGAGAACUGGAGGUGUCGGGAAAUGGACAGCUGAAUGUAGAGAAGGCCCUGAAGCUGUUCGGCCAGCUCAUCAACAACAAGGUCUUCCUCCUCACCUUCAUCCGAACGCUGGAGAUGCAGCGCUCCUUCUCCAUGAGGGACCGCGGUAAUGUGGCUUCACUCAUCAUGACGGCCCUGCAGGGGAGACUGGAGUAUGCUACCGAUGUCCUCAAGCACCUGCUUUCGGACCUCAUCGAUCGCAACCUGGAGAGCAAGAAUCACCCCAAACUGCUGCUGCGCAGGACGGAGUCGGUUGCAGAGAAGAUGCUGACUAACUGGUUUGCCUUCCUUCUUCACAAAUUCUUAAAGGAGUGUGCUGGGGAGCCUCUGUUCAUGCUGUACUGUGCCAUCAAGCAGCAGAUGGAGAAGGGGCCCAUUGACGCCAUCACCGGUGAAGCCCGCUACUCCUUGAGUGAGGACAAGCUGAUCCGCCAGCAGAUAGAGUACAAAACCCUGAUCCUGAACUGCGUGAACCCGGACAAUGAGAAUAGUCCAGAGAUCCCUGUUAAGGUGUUGAACUGUGACACUAUUACACAGGUAAAGGAGAAGAUAUUGGAUGCUGUGUACAAGAACAUGCCCUACUCCCAGCGGCCCCGCGCUGUUGACAUGGACCUGGAGUGGCGUCAGGGGCGCAUGGCCCGUGUAGUGCUGCAGGAUGAAGACAUCACCACCAAGAUAGAGAACGACUGGAAAAGACUCAACACACUCAUGCACUACCAGGUGUCUGACCGCUGUGUGGUGGCCCUGGUGCCCAAACAGACCUCGUCGUACAACAUCCCUCCCUCAGCCAGCAUAUCGCGCACCUCCAUCAGCAGAUACGACUCUUCGUUCCGCUACACAGGAAGUCCUGACAGCCUCCGCUCGCGUGCCCCCAUGAUUACCCCAGAUCUGGAGAGCGGGGUAAAGGUGUGGCACCUGGUGAAGAAUCACGAGCACGGAGACCAGAAGGAGGGCGAUCGAGGCAGUAAGAUGGUCUCUGAGAUCUACCUGACCAGGCUGCUUGCUACCAAGGGUACGUUACAGAAGUUUGUAGAUGACCUGUUCGAGACGUUGUUCAGCACGGUCCACAGGGGGAGCGCUCUUCCUCUGGCAAUCAAGUACAUGUUUGACUUCCUGGAUGAGCAGGCAGACAAACACGGCAUCCAUGACACAGACGUGCGGCACACAUGGAAGAGCAAUUGCCUUCCUUUGCGUUUCUGGGUGAACGUGAUCAAGAACCCCCAGUUUGUGUUCGACAUUCAUAAGAGCAGCAUCACGGACGCCUGUCUGUCUGUGGUGGCCCAGACCUUCAUGGAUUCUUGCUCCACCUCGGAGCACCGCCUGGGCAAAGACUCCCCAUCCAAUAAGCUGCUCUACGCUAAAGAUAUACCCAACUACAAGAGCUGGGUGGAGAGGUACUACGCUGACAUCAACCGUCUGCCUGCCAUUAGUGACCAGGACAUGAAUGCCUACUUGGCAGAACAGGCCAGGCUCCACUCCACGGAAUUUAACAUGCUCAGCGCCCUCAAUGAGAUCUACUCCUAUGUCAGCAAGUACAGCGAGGAGAUUACGGCGGCCCUGGAGCAAGAUGACCAGGCCAAAAAGCAGAGGCUGGCCUACAAGGUGGAGCAGCUCAUUGCAGCCAUGUCGCUGGAGAGCUGAGAGCGACCCCCUGGAGAAGGAUGAAAGAGAAGGAGAGGGGACCACAUCCACUAUAGGACAAAACCCAUCUGUCCCACUGUACUUACCUCUCACCGUGGCCUCGGACCACGGACCAGACGCGGGACCUGUAUAUCCACAGACAAACAGACCUACUACAAGCUUAAGUUUUUAAUCCGCCCUCCUCCUGCUGUAAUAGCACCAGCUCUCCCAGGAUCUUUCAGUGUCCUAGAGACUGGACUAUAGACCUGGGACUUAGAGCUGGUGAGGUCAUAAGGACGGGACUUUGACCCUGCACAUGCAGGCAACAACAUGGCUUCUAGUUUGCUUUUAUUGUUUCCAAAGGACACAUUCUUUGGGGUUUGAUAGAAAGAUGGGUGUGCAUGUGCAGCGGGGAUGUGUGGUACUGAAGAACCCUGCCGAGAGACUUUAGGAGCAAAGGGGAGACGGAAAAAGCAUAUUUAUUCUUUAUUCUGUAUGAAAACCACAUCCAAGACUGAGAGACACAUAUAAAGAGAGAAGGAAAGACGAGCUUCCCGUGUUUGACAGCGGAGAUAUCAUGGCUGAGUUUGCUUUUUUUCUUUCCAAAAUUUUAUUUUUGUAUGUGUACAUUUGAAUCUUAUCAGUUGCAGUCGAAACAUCCUCCCAGAAACCUCAUUUGUAUAGAGACAUUGGUAGUGUGUGACACCGUGUUGGGGGUUGUGUGCUGAUAAAGGAGGCAUGCUCCAUGUCUUCCCUCACUCCGUCCCGUCCUCAGACAUGGUCACAGACUGACGCUUCACGUGAAAUGGCUAAAACUUUGGUUCUUUACCCAAGCAGAAAUGUACAGGAAAUCACAACCAUGUGUCAUAGACUGACAACCAAUGGGACUCAACCUCCUGCAGUUCCAAGUUCAACCAGCAUGCUUGCACCGCAACUGAGGAUGAUGGUGAUGGAGUCUAAAGUGUGUAGAUAGGCUUUCACCUUGAACCAGAAUCACAAUGGCAUCCCAGACUUUCCACGACAGUUAGGUUAUGUGUGUGUGUGUGUGUACCGGCUGAUACUUGUCAAUCAGUGUAUGUGAAUGUACAAAUAUUUUGUUUGUUUGUUUGUGUGACUGGGUUUUGCAGAAACAGGGUUCAGUUGAACUGAGCUCUGUAGAUAGUUACGUUAGGUUUGACGAGUGAAUACGUCCGUUCUUCUCAUCCUGGCCCCAGUCCGUCCAACUCCCAACCAAGCAUUAUUUAAUCCGUCACCGAGUCACUAUUUACAGUCGGGGAGUGUGUACAGUUUGUACGGCGGAGGUCACUAGUGUGACUCGGUUGCUCCUAUGGACAAAUACGAGUUACUGAAAGCUAAACAAGAUUCCUGCCUGAAAGGACAAAUGCCGUUGGUGGCUGUAGGCUGAAACUCCCCAUUAUAUAUCCACUGUUUAUAUCUCUUUUAUUGGCUUGAUCAAAUACAUGUGUAUUUUGCAUGCAUGGUAUCGCACAUCAGAAGUGUUACAAGGGUUCACCUUUGUUUUUUCAAGUGCCAAUGAGUCACGCCAGCGCCAGUUGGCCGGUUGAGAUCCUACCUGAUGGGAGUUCCCUAUCCGACAACCACAAAUGUCUUCACACAGUCAGAGAGAGUCCUGUGUGGGCCUAGUUUGACUAUGUGCCAAAAGAUCCUGUCAUUCUAAAUUAUUAACUGACGUGUCAAAAUCGGUUUAUGCUUUACAGAGGGAGGCAAAACGCCUCGAACUGAAGUGGGAAAUUUGUCGAGGCUAAAGCUCACACUUUAACCCGAACGAAUCGCAAACUCAAGAAAGGUACGAGACAUACACAGACCCUGGAGGAGACGAGCUGUGCUCAGCAGUA